This is a messenger RNA of Salarias fasciatus (jewelled blenny), 2264 nucleotides long. It is a transcript of the gene amt, whose product is annotated as aminomethyltransferase. Gene Ontology annotation, molecular function: aminomethyltransferase activity; protein binding. The transcript is spliced from 9 exons. Gene Ontology annotation, cellular component: mitochondrion; glycine cleavage complex. Lineage: Eukaryota; Metazoa; Chordata; Actinopteri; Blenniiformes; Blenniidae. The record is from RefSeq and is a predicted model, not a curated record. Gene Ontology annotation, biological process: glycine catabolic process. Bases 162 to 1421 code for a protein of 419 amino acids.
ACGGCUGCCAUUCAUUCUGGGACUACAUUUCCCAGAAGCCUUUGCGGUUUCCUUCAGUCGUCGCGCCCCAUGUGUUUUCAAAGCACAGUGGAGUUCCCAGAGUCGGAGCACACAGCCGAGGAGCCAGUCGGAGAGACUUCAGCGGGGACUCGGGCGGCACCAUGUGGGCUCGGUUGACGGUCGGGGUCGGGGUCGGGGGAGCGGGACUCGGGCUGCGGACUUCCCGGGACGGCGUGCUGCGGGCGGCUGGAGCUGGAUGUGCGGGGAGGCUGCAGCAGAGGCAGGCGGCGUCCAGCGCGGAGGCGCCCCUUCAGAAGACCCCUCUAUUCGAUUUCCACAAGCAGCAUGGGGGGAAGAUGGUAGGGUUUGCGGGCUGGAGCAUGCCCGUCCAGUAUAAAGACAGUCACAUCGUCUCGCACAUGCACACCAGAGAACACUGCUCCAUCUUCGACGUCAGCCACAUGUUGCAGACCAAAGUCCACGGCAGAGACAGGGUGAAGUUCAUGGAGUCCCUGGUGGUUGCAGAUAUUGCAGAACUGAAGGACAACCAGGGCACAUUGUCCCUCUUCACCAAUGAGAAAGGAGGGAUUAUUGACGACCUGAUUGUGACAAAGACAGACCAGGGUUACCUCUACGUGGUUUCCAACGCCGGCUGUGCAGAGAAAGACUCGUUUCUAAUGAAGGCCAGACUGUCUGAGUGCAAAGCUGCAGGUCUUGAUGUGGAUCUGGAGUUUCUAGAAGAGGCACUGAUUGCUGUACAAGGUCCGGCCAUGUCCCGCGUGCUCCAGAAGGGAAUGAAAGAGGACCUCAGCAAGCUGACCUUCAUGACCUCGACCUUGUCCACUGUGUUUGGAGUUCAGAACUGCAGGAUCACUCGCUGUGGAUACACCGGAGAGGACGGGGUGGAGAUUUCAGUCCCUCGGUCCAGAGUGGUGGAGCUGACCGAGAAACUGCUGAAAGACAGCGAGGUAAAGCUGGCCGGUCUGGGAGCCAGGGACAGUCUGCGGCUUGAGGCGGGGCUUUGUCUCUAUGGCAACGACAUAGACGAGACCACCACGCCCGUGGAGGCCACGCUUGUCUGGACCAUAGGAAAGCGCAGACGUCAGACCAAAGACUUCCCAGGAGCUGAUAUUAUUGUACCUCAAAUCAAAGCCAAGACAGCCAGGAAGAGGAUCGGCCUGGUGUCCACCGGCCCCCCAGUCAGGCAACACACACCCAUUCUCAGUCCUGACGGAAAGGUCAUAGGUGAGGUGACCAGCGGCUGCCCGUCUCCUUGCCUGAAAAAGAACGUCGCCAUGGGCUAUGUGGACGCAGCGUUCGCCAAGAAUGGGACCGCCAUCCAGGUCGAGGUCAGGAAAAAAGCGGUCCCAGCCGUCGUCACCAAGAUGCCUUUCGUGCCCACCAACUACUAUUCUGGAUAACACACACACACACACACACACACUCAAAGUAGAACAUUCCUGAACUGUCAGCCAUUUUGACCAAUGGAACCCCGUCGUGUUUACCUCCCGUAGUGCAACACUGAUGUCAGGAAUUAUUCUGCUGUGGUUCAAGAACUAAAAAGAAUCAAUUAGAGUAUUAUUCAAUGUGAGGAUGUGUGAAUGCUGGCAGUGGGAGUCCAGGGCUAAUUUAUGGUUUUAGUUUUAAUGGUUACAUUUAAUUAUUCUGACCUAGUUUAAUAUAAAGCCAAACUAAGCUUGUUUUAACCAUUACAAAAAAGCCUAUUUUUUAUCUUUUAUACAAAGAUAGCAGGUUUGUGAAACUGAAAUUUCAUUUCUAAACUGUGGACCAGAAUGAAAACAUUACAUAUAUACAUACAUAUCUUUUGUUUUGUGGUGUUUCUUUUUGCAAUCGGACCAAACUUCUACCCACAACAGCUUUAAUGAAAGGAUCAGCUUGUUAUCCCAAUUGAAAAUGUUCCAAGACUAACAAACCUGUUACUUCAGUUACAGACGUCAGCAUUUUCAUGUUUACUGGAUGUUUUAUCUUUUGGUUUUCUUUUGGUUUCUUCUUCUUUUGGGUUGUUCUUCAACAAAAAAAGUCUACAACCUGGUGCAAUAAUGCAGUAAAGUGUUUCAUUGUUUACUUCAAAUGGUACAACUUGGAAAAAUGUCCAAGGAAAAAGCAUUACUAAUUAAAAGUUUUAUCUUUAAAUAGGAUAUUGUCCUUUUAUUUCUUAUUUUGUAAUUUUUAUAAGAAUAACACUACUGAUUUUGUAACAAUGCACUGUUUGAAGAAGGUCUCCUACUUUUGUGACUGUGGCC